Messenger RNA from Hylaeus anthracinus, 4834 nucleotides. RefSeq names its product haloacid dehalogenase-like hydrolase domain-containing 5. The transcript is spliced from 3 exons. The record is from RefSeq and is a predicted model, not a curated record. NCBI's taxonomy places the organism in Eukaryota, Metazoa, Arthropoda, Insecta, Hymenoptera, Colletidae. Gene Ontology annotation, biological process: glycerophospholipid biosynthetic process. Gene Ontology annotation, cellular component: mitochondrion. The coding region runs from base 299 to 1486 and encodes 395 amino acids.
GUGUAUAGUUACGGUACUGGCUGUUAAAAGGCCUUCAAGUCCAAACAAAAGCAAUUUGUUUAGAUAUAGCACGUACGAUAUGCGACAGCAAUGCAUGUAGUGAUAUCAUAUGACGUAUACUGUGUCCUCUUACGGCACGUGGGAAAAAUACGAUCGAGUGUACUGUGCGAUCUGUAGGUCACUAUAACCUCAAAGCGUAACAUUAUGCAUAAUCAAUCAGUGAGAAGUAGCCUUUGAACGUAGGGUAUAUUUUUAAGAUAAAGUUACUGAAUCCUCGUACGCUCCUGUAACUGCCAUAAUGGCAAUUAUGAAGAUAUUAUUACGACCGGACAUCGCAAGGUUCGCGAGUGUCAGACAUCUAAGCUCCAAGCCAAAAUUUGGUUUGCUCUUUGACAUUGAUGGAGUAAUAGUGCGUGGCAAGAAAGUAUUGCCACCGGUACCUGAGUCUUUCAAACGCCUUCAAGGAAAAGAUGGCAAAUUUCGAGUACCAACUGUGUUUGUUACCAACAGUGGAAAUGCUUUACGCAGUCAGAAGGCUGCAGAUUUGUCCAAAUGGAUAGGAUUCGAAAUAAAGGAAUCUCAGGUUGUGAUGGCUCAUUCACCAUUGAGAUUGUUCCAACAAUUUACCAAUAAACAAGUGCUGAUAUCCGGGCAAGGUCCGAUUAGAGAAAUUGCUCAGGAACUGGGUUUCCAGAAAACUGUAGUUAUAGAAGAUUUAGUAAAAAACUACCCAUCCCUGGACUAUGUAAAUAUGAAAAAGCGAAAUCCGCAAUGCGGACCGAUAGAUCCGAAUUUUCCGAAGAUCGAGGGUAUCGUACUAUUUAGCGAACCAAUUUCUUGGGAAACACCGUUGCAAUUGAUGGUAGAUUUACUGAUGACUAACGGGGUGCCAGCUGGUUUGUCCAACGAUAUUCCUUAUCCUCACAUUCCAGUCUUGGCAUGUAAUAUGGAUUUACUAUGGGUGUCGGAAGCACCGAUCCCUAGAUACGGCCACGGUGCUUUCUUAGUCUGUCUAGAAGCUCUAUAUAAGAAAAUUACAGGAAAAGACUUGACGUAUACCGCUUUAAUCGGAAAACCUAGUCAAAUCACAUACUAUCACGCGAAUCAUGUGCUCCGUGAGCAUGCUAAAAGUAUUGGAAUAGAUCAUAACGUCGAUACGAUAUACGCUAUCGGGGAUAACAUCAACACAGACAUUUUUGGUGCAAAUUUGUAUGACAAGUAUUUGUCGUAUUGCUCAAAAGACGAAGCAUUGAAGCCUCAAAAACUGCAGAAAUUGCUUGGCAGAGAUAUAGAGCCGCCUAGCGCGAAAGCUUGUAUCAGUAUUUUAGUCGAAACUGGAGUCCAUCGACGAGAUUCGGAUUUUAUAGCGGAACACUGUCCUAGAGAUUUCUUGCCAAUCGAAGAUGGUCUAUGCAAGCCUGCAUUCGUGGUAAAAGACGUCGGCGAAGCUAUCAAUCUCGCGUUUAAGGAAGAAAAAUUCGACUGAACCGAUAUACACAGAAUGUACUUUUAGCCUUGGAGUGUUCACAUUCUAAUAUCGAUUAAGAAACAAAAACAAAAAAAUGAUAGGAAAUUAGAUGUUCGCUGAUACAAGUAUUGCGCUAAUUUUUCUUAAUCGAAAAGAAACAAUUUACACAGGCACGCUAUUUAUUUCGCUUCGUUUUAAAUCAUUUUUGACACUUUUAUCAGCUCUUUUACUAAACGAAGUUAUGUCCAUUAUAACGUCGCGCGUCGCACCAAUUAAUUAAACAUAAGCGAAUCGAUGAUACUCCGAACAGUGCAGGAAUCACAUACACCGGAGACAUAAUAUAAAAUGAAAAUGGUCUUUCAUAUAUUCAGAUUUUUAUAUAUAUUUGAAGUUUCUAUAAUUUAUAUUAUGAUCAUUGUAUUUAGAAAAAUAUUCAGAGAUGAUGUGUACAUAUGUGAACACACACACACACAAACAUAUAGGCAUAUACAUAUUUAUGUCUAUAUGUGUAUAUACAUAUAUGUGUGUAUAGAUAAUAUUCAAUUCGAUUUUUCCUGCGUUAUAGCUAAUUAUAUUAUUGAAUUUGAACAACUCAUUCGAAAUAUGCGCAUAAAUGAUUUCAUUACAUUUCAAUGGUAACCGUAACUUGUAUCCGCGAUGUGAUAGAUACCGAUUCUUUUCAUAAAACGUCCUAAUUGUACAGAAACCUAAUUCAUGCACAUUUCGUAGAUCAGCUAAGAAGGAGAUAGCUUUAAAAAAGAAAAAAAGUGUUUUUGUUAUUCAGUUGAUGUAAACUGUAAUUAUGUAGCGAUACACUCGGCACUCUGUUAGCGCUUUAUGUAAAAUUCAUCGUUUAGUAUUUACCACUGGAUGCCGCUUUGUAUACUAAAUCUCUAGUCCCACGGAACAGUUUCGCCGCUACUAGCGAUCACACGAUUCUCGUCAGUCUGAAAAGGUCGGCUGCAGAAGCUUUCUUUGUGCCAAUAAUCAUAUAAAAAGAAUUCGAAGGACAGAAAGAAAUAAUCUCGCGAGAAAGUAAUUUAAUUACAAACUGUUCUCGCAAUGCAUCGAGAGCUAUAAUAAACAUUGAACGCGCACAUUGUACUCGGUAGAGCCAGGCGUCAAGGUUAAGCACGCCAUAGCCAUAAAUGUACACAGAAAAUUAUCAAAACUUCCACCGAGACGAAGACUGACUAUCCGAGUAAUAAUCAAAUCAUUACUUGUUCCAACUUUAGCGACUUAGUGCCAUUGUUUGAGGCUUCCAGGUACAAGUUGCGUCCUAGAAAAGUGAUUCGACGAUUUGCCACCCUCGUGAUCUUUGUGGUUAUCAUAUAUUAAGAAGAUAUUAAAAAUCUGCAACGUGUCGUGGAUCGUUGGCCAUCGGCCACAAACUCUUAACCGAUCAAAUUCAUUGGACUCGUAGCUGCUCGUAGGCACGGAGUUAUCGAGUGUUCGUGCGCAUCGGCAAAUGUACGCACAGAUUUGUUCAAGCAUCCUAGUUCCUUAUUGAGCGUGACGUUCCAUUCUAGUAAUUAAAGUAGAAAAAAAAAACAAACAGUAAAUGCUACGUUUAUUCAGCGCCGGAUUAAGACUUUGUAGACUUCUGGGUUACAGGUACUGGGAGCAUGUACAGUAUAGCGUUUCUUUUUUAAUCGAAUCAUUUAUUUAUACUUUUCAGCGUUAAAGUCUGGAGACCUUCCAUUUGGCGAACGACCACUGUAUUCGUUAAAUCCAAUGUCUUAAUUCGGCUCUGCGUCGAUUCCAACAUUGCGUUCUAACUUAGAACUUCUAAGUAAAGCUCGAUUCGAACGAACGUUUGCUUACAGAUAAGAUGUAGCGUGAUGGUGCAGGAUGUAGAGAUGGCCUCGAACGACAAAUUGAGCCCGAUACGACGUUGGCAAAUUCCGAAAUCAAUUUCCUUAAAGGCAGCUUUUACCGGGAACCGUGUCAAAGAGUUACUCGACCGUAAUUGAACGUCAUUGGUAAGGGAACCGUUUCUCGAAUCAGAAUCACGGCACUAGCGUAACAUUGUAAAGAAAAGCGCCCCUGAGAAACUAGCGAUGCCGUAGAUAGCAAAGGGCAAUUAUACGCAGUUACUUAUGUAUACAUAAAGUGUUGCAAAAUUGAAAGCAAUACGUAAUGUUAUAUACAUAUACAUACACGCUCACACACACACAUAUAUAUAUAUGUAUAUUACUUUGUUUUUUAGCUACGAGAGAUUAUUUUGUAGGAGUUUUAUUCGUAGAACACCUGUGACUUUUAUGGAGCAAAAUUAGAAUCUAUUUUAGUAAAUCGCACCGUUCGUUCAUUCGAUACUUCGUCCCUUCACCUGCGUCCUCUAUGAAAGCCACAGGACACGACAAAGGCGUUGUUCGUUUUCAUAUUUUAUUACUUCCUUUGGCAAAUUCGUUUUCCAAAUUCUGAUUCUACCCAGUCUGCUUAAACGGAGCACGAAAUAUUGGGUUGUCCCAAAAGUUUCUUUCGUUUUAUUAAUAAUUAAUAUAUACACAAUAUUUUAUGUUUUAUGUUACAUUACUGAACUGUGUAUGAUUCAUUUUGAUUCAUUACUGUUACAGCAUCAAUGUCUAAGGAAUUGGAUUGUCUAUUUAUAUAAACGCCGUCACAGAAAAUAAUUGAAUGGAACUCACGAAAGAAACUUUUGGGACAAUCUAGUAAUUUCCUGUAUACGCCGCUCCUGAAAACAAGCAUCGAUCGCUAACUUUUAACUAGACUAAGAGGAAUAAAUUUAAAAGGAAAGUGGAGCAUCGUUUUACGAGCUGUGAUUUAUUCUUUUUUUUUUUGUAUUCUUUUUUUUUUUUUCAUUAAAUGAACUGACGUCGAGUUUAACACGUCUUCGACACCAGGAGUCUUUUAUUGCGUUCUUGAAAUCCUGAAAGUAUUUCCAAUUUCUCGACUUCCCUUGCCUAUUUCAAAUGUAUCUCGACAAGUUGUAUUUGCAGAGCAUAAAAGCAACGAAAUACACUAUAUAUUUUUCGUUAAUGUUGCUGCGAUGUUAUUGCAACUGACAACGGAUGAUGUAUGUAGAACGCGAUUCGUAGUGGAACGCACGGUUGAAAGUGUUUAUUUACGUUGAACGGGGUUUAUCGCGCUUUCUUCGUUCCUGUUCCAGCGUGAAAUCCGCCAGCGGAAGAAAAAAUACGCGAUUAACAGACGUUACAUUAGAGUUUUUAAUGGCCCACGAGAGGUUCAGUUGAUACUAAUAAUUGCCCCUUGUUACGGUGGAACGUAUGCGCAACGUCUGGGUCUCAUGACCCGCGAAUUAAGCCGUCAAUCGUUCGAUUAAAUAAUUCAAUUAUAAUCGGUUCGUCGGCGUACGCGAGGAAUAAAUUUAUUAUUUCAAGUCGA